AUGGCUUCCCAGCUGGGUUCUACGGCGGCCUGCCUGAGUUCUACUUCACUAUUUGCCUACUUUGGCAGCCCGGUAGCGGUCUUCGUCCGCGCUUUCCUGAGGCCGGAUGCACCUAGCUGGUCGUGGCUCGGGUGGUCAGGCAAAUUGGACUUUAAGAAGUGGCGGUGCAACACGGAUGCUCAGCUGCCGCCUAGUGAGGUUGAAACUACAAUAACUUCUUUGGUAAACUUUUUCAAGAAGACAGACCGAUUCAACGGCACCUCAAGUCGUGUCGACAACCUCGUGCGCAUCUACUUCACAGUCAGUGCUGGAACCACUCCAGACGGCUGGCAGAAGCACAAUGGCGAUGUCGACUCCAACUACGAAUCGUUCUACGCCUACUUGGCUACUACGGACCAUCACACACAGAUACCAAUCGGAGAUUCAGGUAUCUGGUUCCACCUUUCCAGCGACCCCGGGACAUCAAUCCAUUAA
Messenger RNA from Macroventuria anomochaeta, 474 nucleotides. RefSeq lists its product as uncharacterized. The record is from RefSeq and is a predicted model, not a curated record. Bases 1 to 474 code for a protein of 157 amino acids. The transcript has a single exon. Lineage: Eukaryota; Fungi; Ascomycota; Dothideomycetes; Pleosporales; Didymellaceae.